UGGGUACGUUGUGAACUUGAAAAUGGCAGGAGAGAUAAGGUUUUCUACCUACCCUUCUCUGUCAGUCCAUCCCCAACUCGCUCCCUCUCCCACUCACCCGUCGAUUCACAUCUUCCGUUCUCUUAAUCUGUAACAAAGAAUUCACAGAGACGGAUUUGUAUAAUUGGAUUUGGAUUUUCUGAUCAUGGGUCCUUCGUCAUCCUCCGCCAUGGAGAUUCUGGAUCCUCCUCUGCAGAGCAUUGGAUUCAAAUUCCAGCAUAUGUCUCCCACCAGAGUCGCCGGCCACCUCCAUGUCACCGCUCUUUGCUGCCAGCCGUUCAAGGUGUUGCACGGCGGCGUGUCGGCGUUAAUUGCAGAGUCGCUGGCCAGCGUGGGCGCUCACAUCGCCUCUGGCUUCAAACGAGUCGCCGGCAUCAACCUCUCCAUCAACCACCUCAAGCCCGCCGUACUCGGGGAUUUCGUCAUCGCCGAGGCUUCUCCCAUCACCGUCGGCAGAACCAUUCAGGUGUGGGAAGUGAGAAUAUGGAAAGGUAAUCCCUCCGACGACGACAAUGCGGAGACCAGGUCGUUGGUGUCGACGUCGAGGGUCACUCUCCUGUGCAACCUGCCGGUGCCGGAGAAUGCCAAACACGCCGCGGAUCAUCUCAAAAAGUACGCUAAACUAUGACUUGUGGAACUCCCUCUCCCUGUAAAUCUCACCCGCGUAUUGCUGCUUCUUUCGUGCUUAUCUUUUCUGUUCAUAAAAUUUGGCCUAUUAUGAACUCUCUGCAAUUUUACCCAAUUCUCUAAUCUGCCAUCCUGCCAUUCUCCAAUCA
Messenger RNA from Carica papaya (papaya), 815 nucleotides. RefSeq names its product 1,4-dihydroxy-2-naphthoyl-CoA thioesterase 1-like. Gene Ontology annotation, cellular component: peroxisome. Lineage: Eukaryota; Viridiplantae; Streptophyta; Magnoliopsida; Brassicales; Caricaceae. The record is from RefSeq and is a predicted model, not a curated record. Gene Ontology annotation, molecular function: 1,4-dihydroxy-2-naphthoyl-CoA thioesterase activity. Gene Ontology annotation, biological process: phylloquinone biosynthetic process.